Messenger RNA from Osmia bicornis bicornis, 2037 nucleotides. RefSeq names its product zinc finger MYM-type protein 1-like. The transcript has a single exon. NCBI's taxonomy places the organism in Eukaryota, Metazoa, Arthropoda, Insecta, Hymenoptera, Megachilidae. The coding region runs from base 1 to 2037 and encodes 678 amino acids. The record is from RefSeq and is a predicted model, not a curated record.
AUGGCUAGCAGAGAUAGAGAUCGUGGAAGGAAAUACAUAAGUGGGGCUGAAAAACUGAAAACGAAGAAGCAGCGAGAUGGUUAUAUUAAGCAGCAAACAAACAAUAUUAUGAAAUUCGUAAUUGAAACUACUGGUCAUUCAAGACAGCCAAACGAAGAUGAAGAACAUUUGGCAACGUAUCAGAUCCCUUUGGAAGAAGGAAAGCAACAGUUGAAUACACCCGUGAAGGAAGAACAAGAAGACACCAAUGAAACUGAAAUGGACGAAAAUGAAAACAAUAGGACAACGAGCGAUUGUGAAACUCAUCGAGAAAAAGACAUUGAAGAUAUGGAAAUUGAAGCACAAAAAGAAGAAAACAGGAAUUUCGACACUGAAGAUCCUAGCACGUGGCCAAUUGAAAGAACACAACAAACAGUAAAUUUAAUAGUUCAGCAUGGUCCUGUACAAGUUAAUCAAUUUAACUUCCCUAAGAACAAAAAUAAACGGAGUUUUUCUGCAACAUAUUUUACAAGAAUACUGGCGAAUGGGCAAAGGAAAGCACGAAGAUGGUUAAUUUAUUCUAAAUCUAAAGAUAAGGUGUACUGUUUCGCCUGUAAAUUAUUUUCAAUAACUGAUGUUUCAUUGGGGACAGAUGGAUUUUGCGAUUGGUCUCAUUUAUCACAGCGAAUCAAAAUGCACGAACAAUCUGCAGUACAUUUACAAGCUAUAAACAAGUGGUUUCAGACUGAACAAAAUUUUCGCAUUGGCAAUCUAAUUGAUAAAGAGUUUGAAAAACUAUUAAAACUUGAAACGGCACGAUGCGAACAAGUUUUCCAAAGAAUAACUGCAAUCAUUUUAUAUUUGGCGCAACAUAAUUUAGCUUUCCGAGGAAGUUCCGAUACUUUGAACACACCGCACAAUGGUAAUUUUUUGGAUUUAAUACAGUUAGUUGCAAAAUUUGAUUCUGUUCUAAAUGACCAUUUAAACAGAACAGCCAUAAAAGGGCAUCAUUAUUUAUCUCAUUCAAUUCAAAACGAAUUAAUAAGUGCAAUGGUAAAUAAAGUACAAAGAGUAAUUAUCGAUGCAAUAAAGAGAGCAAAAUACUAUUCCAUUUUAUUGGAUUGUACACCAGAUGUGAGCCAUCAAGAACAACUAUCGGUUGUCCUUCGUUAUGUUAACAUAACAGAUGAUGACGUUGAAAUCGAAGAACAUUUUUUUAUCAAAUUUGAAAUAGUUCACAACACAACAGGAAAAGGACUAUCCGAAACAAUCAUACUUAUUCUGGAUCAGUUGGGAAUAAAAAUAUCUGACUGUCGCGGACAAGGAUAUGAUAACGGUGCCAAUAUGAGGGGAAUAUAUCAGGGAGUACAAGCAAAUAUAUUAUGUGAAAAUCAUAAAGCGUUUUAUGUAUCAUGCGGUAGUCACAACUUGAAUUUGUUACUGAGAGAUAUAGCAAAAUCAUCAACACAAGCACUAAAUUUUUUUGGUGUUUUACAUAAGAUUUAUACGAUAUUUGCAGCAUCAACAUCGCGUUGGGAUGUUUUAAAAAAACAUGUUGAAAAAGUUACACCUAAACCAUUAUCAGAAACUAGGUGGGAAUGCCGUUUUGAUAGUGUAAGGGCUGUUCGCUUUCAAGUUCGCCAAUUUCGAAAUGCCUUGAACGAAGUUGCCAACAACGCAUCUGACAAUAAAUUAAAAAUUGAGAUUUUGUCUACAAUGCGAAAAAUAAAUGAGUUUGAAUUUAUUGCCAGUCUCAUCAUUUGGUACGAAAUAUUAUCAAAAAUUAAUAUCGUCAGCAAAGUAUUGCAAAAUCAAAAGAUGCAAAUUGAUUUGGCCACGAAGCAUCUAAAAGGUCUGAACGUAUUCCUUGUGGAAUACAGAAAUGCAGGAUUCAACAAAGCCAUGAUCGCAGCAAAUGAAGUUGCAAAGGAACUAGACAUAGCACCAGAUUUCAAGUCAUCAUACAGGGGCAAAAACGGAAAUUAUUUGAUUACGAAGGACAGGAUGAAUCAUCGACGAUCAGCGACGAAGAAUACUUCCGUAUACAUUACUUUUUAA